This is a messenger RNA of Brachypodium distachyon (stiff brome), 2287 nucleotides long. RefSeq names its product galactoside 2-alpha-L-fucosyltransferase. The transcript has 2 exons. The record is from RefSeq and is a predicted model, not a curated record. Gene Ontology annotation, cellular component: Golgi apparatus; membrane. NCBI's taxonomy places the organism in Eukaryota, Viridiplantae, Streptophyta, Magnoliopsida, Poales, Poaceae. Gene Ontology annotation, molecular function: galactoside 2-alpha-L-fucosyltransferase activity. Gene Ontology annotation, biological process: xyloglucan biosynthetic process; cell wall biogenesis. The coding region runs from base 397 to 2103 and encodes 568 amino acids.
GUGCCCCGCACAGGGAACCCCGGCAGGCACGGUCGCACGGCAUCAUCCCGCCAGAAGCCAGGAUACCGUGCCGCAAAAAAGGAAGAAAGCGAAUGCCUUCCGCUGUUUCCACGCCGCCAGGCCCAGGAGCCCCAGUAAUUCCACCGACAUCGCCGCACCGACGACACCGCCUCCUUCCUUUUUUUCUUUCUUUUACCAUCUGAAGCCCUGCCCCUACAUUAUUAAUCCCCGUCGAGCCACGACGCGACGAGUGCCACACUUUUGACCCCUGCCGCUUUGUUCCGCUGCGCUGCGUGCGCCCCAGCGCCAGGCGGCGCGGAGGAAGGCGGACGCAGCAGAAAAACCCUGGGUGAGACUCGGGCGCCCACGCCACAUAUUCACAUCCCCGCAUCCGCCAUGGACCUCAAGGAGCGGAUCCGCCGCUCGCCGCAGGAAGACGGGGGAGCGCUCGGGUCGUCGUUGGCGGCGGCGGCAUCGCCGCGCGGGAGGAAGGCCGCCGCAGGGGCGGAGACGACGACGGCGGCGGCGGUCGUCGCGUGCGUCCUCCUCCUCCUCCUGCUCGCGGGGUGCUCCGCGGCGCGGAGGGGCCGUGGGUUCCUCGACGACGCCGACUCCUCCUCCGGGCUCUCUGACGCCGAUGAUCUGCGCCUUCUUCGUCGUCCUCGAGAUGAUGAUGGCACUACAGGAUCUGCGGAAGUUGUCAAGGACAAACUACUUGGUGGCUUGUUGGUUCCUGGUUUUGAUGAAGAAUCUUGCCUAAGUAGAUACCAAUCAGUAUUGUAUCGUAAAACAUCUUCCCACUUUCCUUCUGCCUACCUUCUGGAAAGAUUACGGGAACAUGAGGCUCUGCAGAAAAAGUGUGGUCCACAUACUGAACUAUACAAGGAAGCCGUUGAGCAGCUUAACUCUGGUCAGGCUGUUAAGGUUAUGGGCUGCAACUAUUUGGUAUGGAUAGCAUACAGUGGACUGGGGAACAGGAUCUUAACAAUUGCCUCGGCAUUUCUCUAUGCCAUCCUUACAAACAGAGUCUUACUUGUUGAUGGAGAUAAUGGCACUGCGGAUCUUUUAUGUGAACCAUUUCUUGGAACUUCAUGGCUCUUACCGUCAGAUUUCCCUAUGAAGCAGUUCAAAAACUUCAGUAUUGAUUCUCCUGAUAGUUAUGGAAAGAUGCUAAAAAAUAAAGCUAUUCAUUCUAACCCUGCUUUUCUCUAUCUUCAUUUGGCUCAUGACUAUGGCCAUCAUGAUAAGCUUUUUUUCUGUGAAGACAAUCAGCAAUAUCUUCAAACAAUCCCAUGGCUGUUCCUUAAAUCAGACAAUUAUUUUGUACCUUCACUUUUCCUGAUCCCAGCAUACCAAGAGGAACUCACAAGGCUUUUUCCUCAGAAAGAUGUUGUUUUCCAUCACUUGGGACGUUACUUGUUUCACCCUAGCAAUGUCGUCUGGGGCAUGAUUACAAGAUACUAUGAUUCUUAUCUUGCUAGAGCUGAUGAAAAGUUGGGUAUCCAAAUCAGAGUCUUUGAUACUGAAACCGGACCAUUUCAGCAUGUCCUUGAUCAGGUCCUUGCAUGCACGCUGAAGGAACACCUGUUGCCAGAGGUUCAUACUCAACAGCCAAUUGUCUCACAAAGGAAUGCCAGACUGAAAGUUGUUCUAAUUACUUCUUUAAACUCAGGAUACUAUGAAAAAUUCAGAAACAUGUACUGGGAACAUCCAACCACGAAUGGUGAGGUAAUUAGCUUCCACCAGCCAAGUCAUGAGGAACAUCAGAAGUCAGACAGAAAAAUGCAUAACAUGAAAGCGUGGGCAGAGAUUUAUCUGUUGAGCUUAUCUGAUGUUAUGGUCACUAGUGCAUGGUCAACUUUUGGGUAUGUUGCCCAGGGUCUCAGUGGUUUGAAGCCAUGGCUUCUGUUCAAGCCUGAAAACCACACUGCCCCUGAUCCACCUUGCCGUCAAGUUUUGUCCAUGGAACCGUGCUUUCAUGCUCCACCUUUCUAUGAUUGCAAAGCUAAGAGGGGAGCUGAUACGGGAAAAAUUGUUCCGCAUGUAAGACAUUGUGAAGAUAUGAGCUGGGGGCUUAAGCUAGUUGAUCAGAGUGAGUUGUAGGUGUGGUGCGUAUUUUCUAUCCCAUUCCUAUAUGUACAGUACAAUCCACAAAAUGUGUAGUUUCAUGGUAUAGAUUCAACUCUGUUUCUUGUUGUUAUACAACAGCAAAGCCUUUCCUGACUUGGGUAAUAUGGAUGCUUUGGCAUGAACUUCUGAAUGCAUGCUAUGCUCAAUUUUAGUGUAA